AUGAUUCAAUCCUCAUCCUUCUACCACUGCUUCACGCGGGUCGUAUCGCAUGGCUACAGUAAGGACCCAGCUACCCCCCAUUGCGACUCCGUCUGCGCCGGCUCUACUUGGCGGAUCUUGGCAGUUCUUGUCCUACGACUCAACGACGUCGGAUCAACUCCAACGUGGGAUGACCAUCGCUGGGCCCAGACAUUCCAAACCCCAGGAACCCCCCCAUUGACCCUUUAUCCCACAUUGCCUUCAAUUGACCACUCACGGCCCCGAUACCCGCAGCCCACAAUCCCGAGGACGCAGCUCGAACAACGAAACACCCAUCACACAGGCCAGAACAAAGGGACGAGAGAGACAUCGUAUCGCAUCGCACAUGGAGCUGGGCGCGUCGACGAUCCAAGCGCGAUGCUGAUCCCUUCUGUCGGUUUUCCUCACCUGUGCCGCCUUUCGCCCAUCACCCCGCGUCGACGCCCGUAUCUGCGCUCGUGCCACCCGAGAUGA
This is a messenger RNA of Colletotrichum orchidophilum, 492 nucleotides long. RefSeq lists its product as uncharacterized. The record is from RefSeq and is a predicted model, not a curated record. NCBI's taxonomy places the organism in Eukaryota, Fungi, Ascomycota, Sordariomycetes, Glomerellales, Glomerellaceae. The coding region runs from base 1 to 492 and encodes 163 amino acids. The transcript has a single exon.